Solea senegalensis (Senegalese sole) is the source of this 2009-nucleotide messenger RNA. RefSeq names its product solute carrier family 35 member B3 (gene slc35b3). Gene Ontology annotation, molecular function: 3'-phosphoadenosine 5'-phosphosulfate transmembrane transporter activity. The transcript has 10 exons. Gene Ontology annotation, biological process: transmembrane transport. The record is from RefSeq and is a predicted model, not a curated record. The coding region runs from base 257 to 1381 and encodes 374 amino acids. NCBI's taxonomy places the organism in Eukaryota, Metazoa, Chordata, Actinopteri, Pleuronectiformes, Soleidae. Gene Ontology annotation, cellular component: endoplasmic reticulum membrane; Golgi membrane.
CGGAGUAGAGCGGAAGUUGUUGGCUAAUCUACGACUGGAGGUGCCGGUAGCAUCUUCCAGGCUAACAACAUCCACAGUGAGCGUUUACUGUAUGUCACUGGAAACAAGACAAACUUGACAAUGUUUUGGAUAUGCGAAAGAUGAAGCUGACAGGGCGGGGGGAAGUAUUUUCGCCGACAUCACCUCUUAAGAGGAGGAGAAGCUAAUUUAAAGAAACCCGGAAGUGCCGUUGAAGCUCCCAGAAGCCGAAAACACAAUGAGUGCCAAAUAUGGCCUGGUGAGCUACAACAGUUCACGGAAGCACAUUUCAAUCUCCAUCCCAUCGUCCACGGAAGUGAUGUCACCUCAUAUAAAGUCUGUGGAGGAGCUUAGGGUUCUGGGAAUCAACCUUAGCAGCUUCAGUUCCCCCAUGCAGUUUUUCAUAUGUGUGGCUGGAGUCUUCCUCUUUUACCUCAUCUAUGGAUACCUGCAGGAGCUGAUAUUUUCUGUGGAAGGAUUCAAGCCUUUUGGUUGGUACCUCACCCUGAUCCAGUUUGGUUUCUACUCCAUCUUUGGAUUAGUGGAACUUCAGCUCACACAGGACAAACGCAGAAGGAUACCAGGGAAGACCUAUAUGAUUAUAGCAUUUCUCACAGUGGGCACCAUGGGCCUGUCCAAUACCUCUCUGGGCUACUUGAACUACCCCACACAGGUCAUCUUCAAGUGCUGCAAACUCAUCCCUGUCAUGAUUGGAGGAGUCUUUAUUCAAGGUAAACGCUAUAAUCUGGCAGAUGUGUCGGCUGCUCUGUGUAUGAGUCUGGGACUCAUCUGGUUUACGCUAGCUGACAGCAAGGUGGCUCCCAACUUCAAUGUCACAGGUGUUCUCCUCAUCUCCUUGGCACUGUGUGCAGACGCCGCCAUCGGAAAUGUGCAGGAAAAAGCCAUGAAGCUCCAUAACGGCUCAAACUCUGAAAUGGUGUUGUAUUCGUACUCCAUCGGUUUCGUCUACAUACUGACAGGCCUUCUCUGUGUGGGUGGGCUGAGGACAGCAGUGGCGUUUUGCUCUGAGCAUCCUCUGACGACAUACGGUUAUGCGUUCUUGUUCUCACUUACGGGUUAUUUUGGCAUCUCUUUCGUACUGGCCUUGAUCAAGCUGUUUGGAGCCCUGGUUGCAGUUACCGUAACCACCGGGAGAAAGGCCAUGACGGUUGUACUUUCCUUCAUGUUCUUCUCGAAACCUUUCACUUUUCAGUACAUCUGGGGCGGCCUUCUCGUACUCUUGGGCAUCUUCUUGAAUGUUUACAGUAAAAACCAAGAUAAAAUGAAGCUUCCCUCCAUCAAGGACCUCAGGAGCUGGCUGCUCACUGGAAAGAAAGUCCGCUUCCUCUCACAAAAUGUAUAGGAGGCUGCCACAGGCACGGUGGAAGUCCUGUACGGGCAGACUGAACAUCUGUGCAGCUAUGAAGUUGGCCUCCCCUGUAUCAGGGGAUAAGCUGAAACAUGUGCCUGAGCUACAGGCCUCAUCACUACCAACGCUGAGCCAAGGACACGUAUACAGGGUUCGAAAGCCAAUCAGCCUCACUCACAGUUGACUUGAAUAUAUUGUGAUGGGUGAUGGAGUUUCUGUAUCCUUGAAUUACACCACUGGUGUAGAACUGACUGUCUCCAUCUUCAGGAAACUGAAGGAACUAUAUGAAUUUUUAAAAAAAGAAAUAGAAUCAGUGGCUCGUGGGUUCUUGUCAGAGACAAUGCUUCAGAACUCCAGCGGAAACAUUCCCAACAUGGAAGACAACACCAAGACCUUUAAGACUGAAAAGGGAAGCCUGCGCCUUAGCUAACCAAAUCACAAAGUUUUUGCACUGGAAGUGACUCGUGCACUUAAAGCCUUUGACUGGUUAGAAAGAAAACUGGAAGGAAAGAGUCGAAAGAGGCCCGGGAGUUUGUCAAAUGAUUGAUUGAGACAUUUUGUCUCUGCUCAUGACAGAUGGACUAAAAACAUCUGAUUAACAUUAAAAAUUGUCUUGGUAAAA